GGCCCCGUCCCGGAGGCGCCUCGCCUCCUACGUACCCGGAAAAAGCAGCCGGCGAGAAGCGAUCGCAGCGGGCGGAAAAGACAAUGAAAGUUAAAAGUCGUUCAGCAGAAAAUGAAUGUGAGCCAAGCGGCCAUCUUGAAGCGAGCUGCAGACGCUGCUGUCAAUGGGCAACGAGCGCAGCCGAGAGGAGCCGCGGCCGCCGCGCUCGGCUCAUGCUGCCUCCCGAGCCCGGCCUCCUCCUCCUCCUCCGCUUCGGCCUCCUCCUCCGCGGCCUCCUCCUCCUCCUCCUCGGCCUCCAACGCCUCCUCCUCUUGGGCCUCCUCCUCCUCCUCCUCCUCCUCCUCGGCCGCCGCCGCCUCCUCCCGCUCCGCACUCGGGGGAGGGAGCGCGCGGAGGGGGCGCGAUCAGUAUUAUUCUGCGGGGCUGGGAGGUGUUUCUAAUCCGGAUCGGGGCUCCCUCGCCAACAUCCCCAUUGUCUCGCCCCGAUCUCUGCCUUUAA
Molecule: messenger RNA, 499 nt
Organism: Lagenorhynchus albirostris (white-beaked dolphin)
Lineage: Eukaryota; Metazoa; Chordata; Mammalia; Artiodactyla; Delphinidae
Exons: 1
Coding region: 164-499 (111 amino acids)
Source: RefSeq, a predicted model, not a curated record